AUGAUCGGCACACUACUUUCACGUCUCAUGAUACUGAGCUUCGGCACCUUGUAUCCAGGAUAUGCUUCCUACAAGGCCAUUUGUGCAAAAGAUGUGAAUGAGUGUACAAAGUGGUUGAAGUACUGGAUUACUUUUGCAGGAUUCACAUGCAUCGAGAUCAUAACAGAUAGGAUUCUCUUUUGGUUUCCACUCUACUACGAAAUUAAAGUGAUCCUUGUCUUGAACCUGACUUCGCCAACCAUAGAAGGCAGCUCCGCAUUGUACUCGAAGCUGGUUCAACCCAUGCUGGAACUCCACGAAGACGAGAUCGAUGAGUACAUAAGUCAUGCUCACGCAAUAGUGUGUUCCACAUUCCAGGAAUUGAGCACCAAGGGUGCCAGCUAUGCCAUAGAUGCUAUCAUGCAGUGUGGCACAAAGAUCAUUCAUCUGGCAGCACAGUCUCAUCGUGACCGCAAAUUAAACUCCCCUAACCAACUUCAAGAAAACUCUUUGCGUUCCACUUCACUGAAAGGCAUGAAAGCCUCCUACAAUGAGUUAAUGAUCAUAGCGGAGCUAACUGGAGGCGAUGUCGCAGAAGACCCACAAUCAUAUUACCAAAAUAAAGAGUUCAGGAUGUCAGGUCCAGAUCUGGCAAAGCUAGCUGAGGCACUGAAACAAGCCAAAAAGAUUUUACGCCACAGCGAACUAAUCUUGCCACGUUCUUACUCCACCAGCAGCAUUGAUACAAGCAGUGUCAUAAACGUGCGCAAUCAGCAACUGGCCACCGAUAAGCGAUCAAAACGCCCAACUGGCAGAGGAGUCUGUGAAGAGGAGAAAGCCAACCAGAUCGACUACGACCUCAAAAGCUUCUUCGAACAGCUCUUUAAAAAUUAG
This is a messenger RNA of Drosophila nasuta, 873 nucleotides long. RefSeq names its product receptor expression-enhancing protein 2-like. Bases 1 to 873 code for a protein of 290 amino acids. NCBI's taxonomy places the organism in Eukaryota, Metazoa, Arthropoda, Insecta, Diptera, Drosophilidae. Gene Ontology annotation, cellular component: endoplasmic reticulum membrane; cytoplasmic microtubule; endoplasmic reticulum tubular network. Gene Ontology annotation, biological process: endoplasmic reticulum tubular network organization. Gene Ontology annotation, molecular function: microtubule binding. The transcript has a single exon. The record is from RefSeq and is a predicted model, not a curated record.